Messenger RNA from Suillus discolor, 1049 nucleotides. RefSeq lists its product as uncharacterized. Bases 90 to 764 code for a protein of 224 amino acids. The transcript has 4 exons. Lineage: Eukaryota; Fungi; Basidiomycota; Agaricomycetes; Boletales; Suillaceae. The record is from RefSeq and is a predicted model, not a curated record.
CCUGGGAUGCCAAGCAUGUGGAGUCCAAAGAAGCAUGAUGGGCUUGGUUCCAAUUGGUCUGCUACGCACUUCAUGUUCUACGCCCAACCAUGAACAAGCUCAGAAAGCCCAAGCCACCCGCCACGAUAUACAGCCCACCGUCAAGUGCCCAAACAGCUCGAUCUGACAUUAAUAAUAAUAACCAACAUUUGGUCUCUGAAUCUGUUCAAAGCAAACCUCCAGUAUCGAGAACGAUGCAGAUCGCGAGUGCCUCACUUGCUGUGGAAAGAAUCUCUACCGCUAAGAACACGCUGGAAUAUCCUAAGACGACAUGGUACUCUGCACCUGCUGCUGCCAAGCCUCGCACAUCCGUCGAGCAGUACUGGGCUGCGCGUGCACUGGUGGCCGAAACGGUGCUGACAACACGUGUUCAGUAUCAGAAGGAAAUGACAGACGUGAGGCUAGGGAAGGAAGAGAAGCAGACGAACCAACUUGCGGCUCUCAUGCGGGCGAGCGAAGAACGGCAGAGCAGGCUCGAAAAGUUCGUCGUAGCCCUUUUAGCAUGUUUUAUACUUCUCUUCCUUGCGUUAAUUUAUAUACUGCUGCGUGAUUCCCCGAAAUCUAAGGGUGCCUCGCACUUUACGAUACCGAUACUCUCCCCGUUUACUUCAGUGGUCGAACAUGAAACAGGCAUCAUCAGUGCGAGAUCCGUGUCAUUCUUCAUUCUCGUCGUAGGCAUCUUAUCAUACGCCAUCUUCCGACAUUGGUUGUCAAAAAAAAGAUAGCCCCCAUGGUACAAGAUUUAGGUUGUAAUUUAAUGCGUGGCUGAUGUAGCCAUGAGAACGAUGAUAACUUCGCUUCCCAGCACAAAGUAGGCCUAGGCUAUUGGGAGCCUCGGGCUAUUUUUUGCAAAGGGCACGUGUAUCCGAUACUGGCGGUUUGCAUGCCCAUUCCUCGUGCGCAUUGAGUCCAAAUCGACUUCAAGACUCUGAGCACGCAUACGAAUUCAAGUCGACUUUAACAGAGCACGUUGAAUAACUAGUACUAUAGUUAGUAGUACUUACUUAAUG